UGGAGGAGUGGAGCUCGCGCAGGGGGCAGCGUGCCCGCCCGGGCGGCAGUGAGAGCUCGGAGGCUCAGCAGACGGAUGGGCUUAGAACCUUGAGCCCGUGAUCAGCUUAGGCAUCAGAGAUUUGGGCUCCCAGACCAUCUGCUUUCUCCAAAGACUGUCGGCUGCCCGGGGGCUGGGAGGCUCAAACACCAUCUUGUCUGGGCCGGGCAAAAGUGACUUAGAGUGCGCGCUCUUUCUCGGCAGACGGGUCCUUAUUCGAGGGCAGAGAUCGUGUCUCCCCCAUCAGACGGGGAGCCUUCUCACCUCCUGAGACUAGGCGCAGGGUGGAGGACCCGUCUCUCCAGGGUGGGAUGGCCCAGGAGCUCAGUGAGAAGGGGCUGUUAAGGAUGGAGGUGGAGCAGCUGAAGAAGGAAGCAAGGAACCCGAGAGCUCCGAUUUCCAAGACAGGAAAGGAAAUCAAGGAUUACGUGGAGGCCCAAGCAGGAAACGACCCUCUUCUCAGAGGCAUCCCUGAAGACAAGAACCCCUUCAAGGAGAAAGGCGCUUGUAGGAUAAGCUGAUGGCGCCUGAGCCCGUCACCCUGACUGGCCCGUCUCGGCCACGCUCCUCACCCAGAGCCAGCUGUCCCGCGACACCCAGCAAGUCAGUGAAUCCACCCCCUUCUUUUGGUCCCAGAAUGAGUAAAGCUACUUGGCUGCGUGUGUUGCGGAUCCGUCUCCCAAGCCCAUUUUCAAGUCUGUUCUGCCAUUAUUUCCUCUGCCUGCUGAAUCCCUGCUGACCCCACUGGGAACACUGACCCCGUGCGUGGUGGGGUCUGCAGAGCCGAUGAUAUCCUGACACCCCAGGGUGCAGGCCUGAGGAGACAUUUACUCCGCCUUGGGACCUCUCCCAUUCCCCCCUCCACACCCUUCCUAGGGUCCAGCACUUUCCUCAGAGUGGUUCGGAUGGAAGACAGGAGACGGGAGGUCCUUUUCCCCGUCUCAUGUCCAGUCUGAUGGCCUUCCUCCGAGUCGUUUAGAUCGCCCCGGGUGGCCUGCUAACCAAGAGACUAUGAUUUCAUGAUUUAUUUCCUAUGAUUGGGGGUCUGUGGGGCCCCGGGCCGCAGGGAUAAUAGAGUGAGAGGGACUAACGUGGCGCCUCUCUUCGCAGGAUUUAGCAGAGAAGACACGGAACAAAGAGUUUACAGUUAGGCCCUGGACGGGUGGCUCCUGGGUUGGAGUGUCGCCCGCCCAACGUACCAAACGGUUGACGGCUCAGUCCCCGGUGAGGGCAUGCACACAGUUUGCAGG
This is a messenger RNA of Phyllostomus discolor (pale spear-nosed bat), 1289 nucleotides long. It is a transcript of the gene GNGT2, whose product is annotated as G protein subunit gamma transducin 2. The transcript is spliced from 4 exons. Gene Ontology annotation, molecular function: G-protein beta-subunit binding. The record is from RefSeq and is a predicted model, not a curated record. The coding region runs from base 351 to 560 and encodes 69 amino acids. Gene Ontology annotation, cellular component: heterotrimeric G-protein complex. Gene Ontology annotation, biological process: G protein-coupled receptor signaling pathway. NCBI's taxonomy places the organism in Eukaryota, Metazoa, Chordata, Mammalia, Chiroptera, Phyllostomidae.